AUGCCUGAUGGGGGUGUGAAGGGGGAGAGGGCAGAGAGUAAGGUGGAAGAAGGCGGAGGGGAGGGGCGGAGGGGAGGGGCGGAGGGGAGCGGCGACUUGGUUAAGGUGAAUGUGGGGGUGGAGAGAAGCCAAGUCGACUCAAAAGCAGGAGAAGAACCCCUCCGGUGUGCUUUUGAGUCGACUCAAAAGCAGGAGAGAGAACCCCUCCGGUGUGCUUUUGAGUCGACUCAAAAGCAGGAGAGAGAACCCCUCCGGUGUGCUUUUGAGUCGACUCAAAAGCAGGAGAGAGAACCCCUCCGGUGUGCUUUUGAGUCGACUCAAAAGCAGGAGAGAGAACCCCUCCGGUGUGCUUUUGAGUCGACUCAAAAGCAGGAGAGAGAACCCCUCCGGUGUGCUUUUGAGUCGACUCAAAAGCAGGAGAGAGAAGCCCUCCGGUGUGCUUUUGAGUCGACUCAAAAGCAGGAGAGAGAACCCCUCCGGUGUGCUUUUGAGUCGACUCAAAAGCAGGAGAGACAACCCCUCCGGUGUGCUUUUGAGUCGACUCAAAAGCAGGAGAGACAACCCCUCCGGUGUGCUUUUGAGUCGACUCAAAAGCAGGAGAGAGAACCCCUCCGGUGUGCUUUUGAGUCGACUCAAAAGCAGGAGAGAGAACCCCUCCGGUGUGCUUUUGAGUCGACUCAAAAGCAGGAGAGACAACCCCUCCGGUGUGCUUUUGAGUCGACUCAAAAGCAGGAGAGACAACCCCUCCGGUGUGCUUUUGAGUCGACUCAAAAGCAGGAGAGAGAACCCCUCCGGUGUGCUUUUGAGUCGACUCAAAAGCAGGAGAGAGAACCCCUCCGGUGUGCUUUUGAGUCGACUCAAGAGCAGGAGAGAGAACCCCUCCGGUGUGCUUUUGAGUCGACUCAAAAGCAGGAGAGAGAACCCCUCCGGUGUGCUUUUGAGUCGACUCAAAAGCAGGAGAGAGAACCCCUCCGGUGUGCUUUUGAGUCGACUCAAAAGCAGGAGAGAGAACCCCUCCGGUGUGCUUUUGAGUCGACUCAAAAGCAGGAGAGAGAACCCCUCCGGUGUGCUUUUGAGUCGACUCAAAAGCAGGAGAGAGAACCCCUCCGGUGUGCUUUUGAGUCGACUCAAAAGCAGGAGAGAGAACCCCUCCGGUGUGCUUUUGAGUCGACUCAAAAGCAGGAGAGAGAACCCCUCCGGUGUGCUUUUGAGUCGACUCAAAAGCAGGAGAGAGAACCCCUCCGGUGUGCUUUUGAGUCGACUCAAAAGCAGGAGAGAGAACCCCUCCGGUGUGCUUUUGAGUCGACUCAAAAGCAGGAGAGAGAACCCCUCCGGUGUGCUUUUGAGUCGACUCAAAAGCAGGAGAGACAACCCCUCCGGUGUGCUUUUGAGUCGACUCAAAAGCAGGAGAGACAACCCCUCCGGUGUGCUUUUGAGUCGACUCAAAAGCAGGAGAGAGAACCCCUCCGGUGUGCUUUUGAGUCGACUCAAAAGCAGGAGAGAGAACCCCUCCGGUGUGCUUUUGAGUCGACUCAAAAGCAGGAGAGACAACCCCUCCGGUGUGCUUUUGAGUCGACUCAAAAGCAGGAGAGAGAACCCCUCCGGUGUGCUUUUGAGUCGACUCAAAAGCAGGAGAGAGAACCCCUCCGGUGUGCUUUUGAGUCGACUCAAGAGCAGGAGAGAGAACCCCUCCGGUGUGCUUUUGAGUCGACUCAAAAGCAGGAGAGAGAACCCCUCCGGUGUGCUUUUGAGUCGACUCAAAAGCAGGAGAGAGAACCCCUCCGGUGUGCUUUUGAGUCGACUCAAAAGCAGGAGAGAGAACCCCUCCGGUGUGCUUUUGAGUCGACUCAAAAGCAGGAGAGAGAACCCCUCCGGUGUGCUUUUGAGUCGACUCAAAAGCAGGAGAGAGAACCCCUCCGGUGUGCUUUUGAGUCGACUCAAAAGCAGGAGAGAGAACCCCUCCGGUGUGCUUUUGAGUCGACUCAAAAGCAGGAGAGAGAACCCCUCCGGUGUGCUUUUGAGUCGACUCAAAAGCAGGAGAGAGAACCCCUCCGGUGUGCUUUUGAGUCGACUCAAAAGCAGGAGAGAGAACCCCUCCGGUGUGCUUUUGAGUCGACUCAAAAGCAGGAGAGAGAACCCCUCCGGUGUGCUUUUGAGUCGACUCAAAAGCAGGAGAGACAACCCCUCCGGUGUGCUUUUGAGUCGACUCAAAAGCAGGAGAGACAACCCCUCCGGUGUGCUUUUGAGUCGACUCAAAAGCAGGAGAGAGAACCCCUCCGGUGUGCUUUUGAGUCGACUCAAAAGCAGGAGAGAGAACCCCUCCGGUGUGCUUUUGAGUCGACUCAAAAGCAGGAGAGAGAACCCCUCCGGUGUGCUUUUGAGUCGACUCAAAAGCAGGAGAGAGAACCCCUCCGGUGUGCUUUUGAGUCGACUCAAAAGCAGGAGAGAGAACCCCUCCGGUGUGCUUUUGAGUCGACUCAAAAGCAGGAGAGAGAACCCCUCCGGUGUGCUUUUGAGUCGACUCAAAAGCAGGAGAGAGAACCCCUCCGGUGUGCUUUUGAGUCGACUCAAAAGCAGGAGAGAGAACCCCUCUGGUGUGCUUUUGAGUCGACUCAAAAGCAGGAGAGACAACCCCUCCGGUGUGCUUUUGAGUCGACUCAAAAGCAGGAGAGAGAACCCCUCCGGUGUGCUUUUGAGUCGACUCAAAAGCAGGAGAGACAACCCCUCCGGUGUGCUUUUGAGUCGACUCAAAAGCAGGAGAGAGAACCCCUCCGGUGUGCUUUUGAGUCGACUCAAAAGCAGGAGAGACAACCCCUCCGGUGUGCUUUUGAGUCGACUCAAAAGCAGGAGAGACAACCCCUCCGGUGUGCUUUUGAGUCGACUCAAAAGCAGGAGAGAGAACCCCUCCGGUGUGCUUUUGAGUCGACUCAAAAGCAGGAGAGACAACCCCUCCGGUGUGCUUUUGAGUCGACUCAAAAGCAGGAGAGACAACCCCUCCGGUGUGCUUUUGAGUCGACUCAAAAGCAGGAGAGAGAACCCCUCCGGUGUGCUUUUGAGUCGACUCAAAAGCAGGAGAGAGAACCCCUCCGGUGUGCUUUUGAGUCGACUCAAAAGCAGGAGAGAGAACCCCUCCGGUGUGCUUUUGAGUCGACUCAAAAGCAGGAGAGAGAACCCCUCCGGUGUGCUUUUGAGUCGACUCAAAAGCAGGAGAGAGAACCCCUCCGGUGUGCUUUUGAGUCGACUCAAAAGCAGGAGAGAGAACCCCUCCGGUGUGCUUUUGAGUCGACUCAAAAGCAGGAGAGACAACCCCUCCGGUGUGCUUUUGAGUCGACUCAAAAGCAGGAGAGAGAACCCCUCCGGUGUGCUUUUGAGUCGACUCAAAAGCAGGAGAGAGAACCCCUCCGGUGUGCUUUUGAGUCGACUCAAAAGCAGGAGAGAGAACCCCUCCGGUGUGCUUUUGAGUCGACUCAAAAGCAGGAGAGAGAACCCCUCCGGUGUGCUUUUGAGUCGACUCAAAAGCAGGAGAGAGAACCCCUCUGGUGUGCUUUUGAGUCGACUCAAAAGCAGGAGAGACAACCCCUCCGGUGUGCUUUUGAGUCGACUCAAAAGCAGGAGAGACAACCCCUCCGGUGUGCUUUUGAGUCGACUCAAAAGCAGGAGAGACAACCCCUCCGGUGUGCUUUUGAGUCGACUCAAAAGCAGGAGAGAGAACCCCUCCGGUGUGCUUUUGAGUCGACUCAAAAGCAGGAGAGAGAACCCCUCCGAUGUGCUUUUGAGUCGACUCAAAAGCAGGAGAGACAACCCCUCCGGUGUGCUUUUGAGUCGACUCAAAAGCAGGAGAGACAACCCCUCCGGUGUGCUUUUGAGUCGACUCAAAAGCAGGAGAGAGAACCCCUCCGGUGUGCUUUUGAGUCGACUCAAAAGCAGGAGAGAGAACCCCUCCGGUGUGCUUUUGAGUCGACUCAAAAGCAGGAGAGAGAACCCCUCCGGUGUGCUUUUGAGUCGACUCAAAAGCAGGAGAGAGAACCCCUCCGGUGUGCUUUUGAGUCGACUCAAAAGCAGGAGAGAGAACCCCUCCGGUGUGCUUUUGAGUCGACUCAAAAGCAGGAGAGAGAACCCCUCCGGUGUGCUUUUGAGUCGACUCAAAAGCAGGAGAGAGAACCCCUCCGGUGUGCUUUUGAGUCGACUCAAAAGCAGGAGAGAGAACCCCUCUGGUGUGCUUUUGAGUCGACUCAAAAGCAGGAGAGACAACCCCUCCGGUGUGCUUUUGAGUCGACUCAAAAGCAGGAGAGACAACCCCUCCGGUGUGCUUUUGAGUCGACUCAAAAGCAGGAGAGACAACCCCUCCGGUGUGCUUUUGAGUCGACUCAAAAGCAGGAGAGAGAACCCCUCCGGUGUGCUUUUGAGUCGACUCAAAAGCAGGAGAGAGAACCCCUCCGGUGUGCUUUUGAGUCGACUCAAAAGCAGGAGAGACAACCCCUCCGGUGUGCUUUUGAGUCGACUCAAAAGCAGGAGAGACAACCCCUCCGGUGUGCUUUUGAGUCGACUCAAAAGCAGGAGAGACAACCCCUCCGGUGUGCUUUUGAGUCGACUCAAAAGCAGGAGAGAGAACCCCUCCGGUGUGCUUUUGAGUCGACUCAAAAGCAGGAGAGAGAACCCCUCCGGUGUGCUUUUGAGUCGACUCAAAAGCAGGAGAGAGAACCCCUCCGGUGUGCUUUUGAGUCGACUCAAAAGCAGGAGAGAGAACCCCUCUGGUGUGCUUUUGAGUCGACUCAAAAGCAGGAGAGACAACCCCUCCGGUGUGCUUUUGAGUCGACUCAAAAGCAGGAGAGACAACCCCUCCGGUGUGCUUUUGAGUCGACUCAAAAGCAGGAGAGAGAACCCCUCCGGUGUGCUUUUGAGUCGACUCAAAAGCAGGAGAGACAACCCCUCCGGUGUGCUUUUGAGUCGACUCAAAAGCAGGAGAGAGAACCCCUCCGGUGUGCUUUUGAGUCGACUCAAAAGCAGGAGAGACAACCCCUCCGGUGUGCUUUUGAGUCGACUCAAAAGCAGGAGAGACAACCCCUCCGGUGUGCUUUUGAGUCGACUCAAAAGCAGGAGAGAGAACCCCUCCGGUGUGCUUUUGAGUCGACUCAAAAGCAGGAGAGAGAACCCCUCCGGUGUGCUUUUGAGUCGACUCAAAAGCAGGAGAGAGAACCCCUCCGGUGUGCUUUUGAGUCGACUCAAAAGCAGGAGAGACAACCCCUCCGGUGUGCUUUUGAGUCGACUCAAAAGCAGGAGAGACAACCCCUCCGGUGUGCUUUUGAGUCGACUCAAAAGCAGGAGAGAGAACCCCUCCGGUGUGCUUUUGAGUCGACUCAAAAGCAGGAGAGACAACCCCUCCGGUGUGCUUUUGAGUCGACUCAAAAGCAGGAGAGACAACCCCUCCGGUGUGCUUUUGAGUCGACUCAAAAGCAGGAGAGAGAACCCCUCCGGUGUGCUUUUGAGUCGACUCAAAAGCAGGAGAGAGAACCCCUCCGGUGUGCUUUUGAGUCGACUCAAAAGCAGGAGAGAGAACCCCUCCGGUGUGCUUUUGAGUCGACUCAAAAGCAGGAGAGACAACCCCUCCGGUGUGCUUUUGAGUCGACUCAAAAGCAGGAGAGACAACCCCUCCGGUGUGCUUUUGAGUCGACUCAAAAGCAGGAGAGACAACCCCUCCGGUGUGCUUUUGAGUCGACUCAAAAGCAGGAGAGAGAACCCCUCCGGUGUGCUUUUGAGUCGACUCAAAAGCAGGAGAGAGAACCCCUCCGGUGUGCUUUUGAGUCGACUCAAAAGCAGGAGAGACAACCCCUCCGGUGUGCUUUUGAGUCGACUCAAAAGCAGGAGAGACAACCCCUCCGGUGUGCUUUUGAGUCGACUCAAAAGCAGGAGAGACAACCCCUCCGGUGUGCUUUUGAGUCGACUCAAAAGCAGGAGAGAGAACCCCUCCGGUGUGCUUUUGAGUCGACUCAAAAGCAGGAGAGAGAACCCCUCCGGUGUGCUUUUGAGUCGACUCAAAAGCAGGAGAGACAACCCCUCCGGUGUGCUUUUGAGUCGACUCAAAAGCAGGAGAGAGAACCCCUCCGGUGUGCUUUUGAGUCGACUCAAAAGCAGGAGAGAGAACCCCUCCGGUGUGCUUUUGAGUCGACUCAAAAGCAGGAGAGAGAACCCCUCAGGUGUGCUUUUGAGUCGACUCAAAAGCAGGAGAGACAACCCCUCCGGUGUGCUUUUGAGUCGACUCAAAAGCAGGAGAGACAACCCCUCCGGUGUGCUUUUGAGUCGACUCAAAAGCAGGAGAGACAACCCCUCCGGUGUGCUUUUGAGUCGACUCAAAAGCAGGAGAGACAACCCCUCCGGUGUGCUUUUGAGUCGACUCAAAAGCAGGAGAGAGAACCCCUCCGGUGUGCUUUUGAGUCGACUCAAAAGCAGGAGAGAGAACCCCUCCGGUGUGCUUUUGAGUCGACUCAAAAGCAGGAGAGAGAACCCCUCUGGUGUGCUUUUGAGUCGACUCAAAAGCAGGAGAGACAACCCCUCCGGUGUGCUUUUGAGUCGACUCAAAAGCAGGAGAGACAACCCCUCCGGUGUGCUUUUGAGUCGACUCAAAAGCAGGAGAGACAACCCCUCCGGUGUGCUUUUGAGUCGACUCAAAAGCAGGAGAGAGAACCCCUCCGGUGUGCUUUUGAGUCGACUCAAAAGCAGGAGAGAGAACCCCUCCGGUGUGCUUUUGAGUCGACUCAAAAGCAGGAGAGACAACCCCUCCGGUGUGCUUUUGAGUCGACUCAAAAGCAGGAGAGAGAACCCCUCCGGUGUGCUUUUGAGUCGACUCAAAAGCAGGAGAGACAACCCCUCCGGUGUGCUUUUGAGUCGACUCAAAAGCAGGAGAGACAACCCCUCCGGUGUGCUUUUGAGUCGACUCAAAAGCAGGAGAGAGAACCCCUCCGGUGUGCUUUUGAGUCGACUCAAAAGCAGGAGAGAGAACCCCUCCGGUGUGCUUUUGAGUCGACUCAAAAGCAGGAGAGAGAACCCCUCCGGUGUGCUUUUGAGUCGACUCAAAAGCAGGAGAGACAACCCCUCCGGUGUGCUUUUGAGUCGACUCAAAAGCAGGAGAGACAACCCCUCCGGUGUGCUUUUGAGUCGACUCAAAAGCAGGAGAGAGAACCCCUCCGGUGUGCUUUUGAGUCGACUCAAAAGCAGGAGAGACAACCCCUCCGGUGUGCUUUUGAGUCGACUCAAAAGCAGGAGAGACAACCCCUCCGGUGUGCUUUUGAGUCGACUCAAAAGCAGGAGAGAGAACCCCUCCGGUGUGCUUUUGAGUCGACUCAAAAGCAGGAGAGAGAACCCCUCCGGUGUGCUUUUGAGUCGACUCAAAAGCAGGAGAGAGAACCCCUCCGGUGUGCUUUUGAGUCGACUCAAAAGCAGGAGAGACAACCCCUCCGGUGUGCUUUUGAGUCGACUCAAAAGCAGGAGAGACAACCCCUCCGGUGUGCUUUUGAGUCGACUCAAAAGCAGGAGAGACAACCCCUCCGGUGUGCUUUUGAGUCGACUCAAAAGCAGGAGAGAGAACCCCUCCGGUGUGCUUUUGAGUCGACUCAAAAGCAGGAGAGAGAACCCCUCCGGUGUGCUUUUGAGUCGACUCAAAAGCAGGAGAGACAACCCCUCCGGUGUGCUUUUGAGUCGACUCAAAAGCAGGAGAGACAACCCCUCCGGUGUGCUUUUGAGUCGACUCAAAAGCAGGAGAGACAACCCCUCCGGUGUGCUUUUGAGUCGACUCAAAAGCAGGAGAGAGAACCCCUCCGGUGUGCUUUUGAGUCGACUCAAAAGCAGGAGAGAGAACCCCUCCGGUGUGCUUUUGAGUCGACUCAAAAGCAGGAGAGACAACCCCUCCGGUGUGCUUUUGAGUCGACUCAAAAGCAGGAGAGAGAACCCCUCCGGUGUGCUUUUGAGUCGACUCAAAAGCAGGAGAGAGAACCCCUCCGGUGUGCUUUUGAGUCGACUCAAAAGCAGGAGAGAGAACCCCUCAGGUGUGCUUUUGAGUCGACUCAAAAGCAGGAGAGACAACCCCUCCGGUGUGCUUUUGAGUCGACUCAAAAGCAGGAGAGACAACCCCUCCGGUGUGCUUUUGAGUCGACUCAAAAGCAGGAGAGACAACCCCUCCGGUGUGCUUUUGAGUCGACUCAAAAGCAGGAGAGACAACCCCUCCGGUGUGCUUUUGAGUCGACUCAAAAGCAGGAGAGAGAACCCCUCCGGUGUGCUUUUGAGUCGACUCAAAAGCAGGAGAGACAACCCCUCCGGUGUGCUUUUGAGUCGACUCAAAAGCAGGAGAGACAACCCCUCCGGUGUGCUUUUGAGUCGACUCAAAAGCAGGAGAGAGAACCCCUCCGGUGUGCUUUUGAGUCGACUCAAAAGCAGGAGAGACAACCCCUCCGGUGUGCUUUUGAGUCGACUCAAAAGCAGGAGAGACAACCCCUCCGGUGUGCUUUUGAGUCGACUCAAAAGCAGGAGAGACAACCCCUCCGGUGUGCUUUUGAGUCGACUCAAAAGCAGGAGAGAGAACCCCUCCGGUGUGCUUUUGAGUCGACUCAAAAGCAGGAGAGAGAACCCCUCCGGUGUGCUUUUGAGUCGACUCAAAAGCAGGAGAGACAACCCCUCCGGUGUGCUUUUGAGUCGACUCAAAAGCAGGAGAGACAACCCCUCCGGUGUGCUUUUGAGUCGACUCAAAAGCAGGAGAGACAACCCCUCCGGUGUGCUUUUGAGUCGACUCAAAAGCAGGAGAGAGAACCCCUCCGGUGUGCUUUUGAGUCGACUCAAAAGCAGGAGAGAGAACCCCUCCGGUGUGCUUUUGAGUCGACUCAAAAGCAGGAGAGACAACCCCUCCGGUGUGCUUUUGAGUCGACUCAAAAGCAGGAGAGAGAACCCCUCCGGUGUGCUUUUGAGUCGACUCAAAAGCAGGAGAGAGAACCCCUCCGGUGUGCUUUUGAGUCGACUCAAAAGCAGGAGAGAGAACCCCUCAGGUGUGCUUUUGAGUCGACUCAAAAGCAGGAGAGACAACCCCUCCGGUGUGCUUUUGAGUCGACUCAAAAGCAGGAGAGACAACCCCUCCGGUGUGCUUUUGAGUCGACUCAAAAGCAGGAGAGACAACCCCUCCGGUGUGCUUUUGAGUCGACUCAAAAGCAGGAGAGACAACCCCUCCGGUGUGCUUUUGAGUCGACUCAAAAGCAGGAGAGAGAACCCCUCCGGUGUGCUUUUGAGUCGACUCAAAAGCAGGAGAGACAACCCCUCCGGUGUGCUUUUGAGUCGACUCAAAAGCAGGAGAGACAACCCCUCCGGUGUGCUUUUGAGUCGACUCAAAAGCAGGAGAGAGAACCCCUCCGGUGUGCUUUUGAGUCGACUCAAAAGCAGGAGAGAGAACCCCUCCGGUGUGCUUUUGAGUCGACUCAAAAGCAGGAGAGACAACCCCUCCGGUGUGCUUUUGAGUCGACUCAAAAGCAGGAGAGACAACCCCUCCGGUGUGCUUUUGAGUCGACUCAAAAGCAGGAGAGAGAACCCCUCCGGUGUGCUUUUGAGUCGACUCAAAAGCAGGAGAGACAACCCCUCCGGUGUGCUUUUGAGUCGACUCAAAAGCAGGAGAGAGAACCCCUCCGGUGUGCUUUUGAGUCGACUCAAAAGCAGGAGAGACAACCCCUCCGGUGUGCUUUUGAGUCGACUCAAAAGCAGGAGAGAGAACCCCUCCGGUGUGCUUUUGAGUCGACUCAAAAGCAGGAGAGAGAACCCCUCCGGUGUGCUUUUGAGUCGACUCAAAAGCAGGAGAGAGAACCCCUCUGUUGUGGAAGCAAGAAUGUCCCAUCGCCCACCUGCCGUUACUGCAAGAAAACGGGUCACACCAUCGAUGAAUGCUUCAAAUUGAAGAAGAAGAAAGAGCUUGAAGAAAGCUCUAAACGGGAGAAAUCCGUCUUCCAACCCUCGGUGCAUGUCUCCACCAGCUCCUCUGCUGAAGCUACUCCGACCCCCACACCACCUCCUGCCCCAUCAACCCCUCAGUCCGUACCUGAUUCCCGGUACGUGGACAUUGCUGUCAGCACCAGCCACCACCCCAUCUUCUCCACAUGGACUCCUCUCGUCGCUGCUGUCUUCAUUCUCACCAUCCUCCUUCUCCUCCUCCUCUUCCCUUAUGGGGCUCCCUACGCAUCGGCAUUCACGGCCUCCUCAUUCAAUAUGGAGCGGACUUCGUCGUGGCUGGUGGACAGCGGCGCAUCCUCCCAUAUCUGCUCGGAUCGUUCGCUGUUUUCGUCUCUCAAGAAGCCCAACGAAGAGAUCCUUGUUCGUUUUGGUGGAGGAGAGACUUACAAGGUCUUGGGAGUCGGCACGGUGGUGGCUACUCUUCGGUCACCAACAUCGGAAACCACCAUUCAGCUUGACAACGUUCUAUUUCUCCCUUCAUCAGUUCACAACCUGCUCUCUGUUCGUGCGCUUGGUGCUGCCGGCGUUGCCGUCUCGUUCCCCGCUGCUGGGCGCGUUGUUCUCACAUCUGAUGACGUUCCUAUUGGCGAGGGCUACACCCGCAACAAUCUGUUUUAUCUUCAACUGCAUCAUGGGAGCAGUGCUGCUCCUUCUAUCAAGCCAACUGCAUGUCCAGCCUCCACCACCACCUCCUCGUACCUCUGGCAUCGUCGUUUCGGGCAUCUCAACAUGCAGGCCUUGUCAACACUUCAUCGGCAACAGCUGGUCACCGGUCUUCACCUCUCCUCCACCUCGAUUCCCCCCCUGCAUCUCCACCGUGUCAUCCUUUCUCGUGAUGUCAUCUUCAUGGAGCCCUCUGCACCGCCUUCCGACGACUCUCGCGACCCUCCAUCGUCAUCUCCACCCACAUCCUCCUCACUACCUCCUCCUACACACCCUUCUUCCUUGGACCCAAUCUCCCCUCCCUCUCCUUCCCCCACCAUACCUUCCUCCACCAACCCCCACCCACAAUCCCCAAACCUGCCCGCACCAGCCACAUCUUCUCCUCCUCCAUUGUUUUCCAACCUUCCUCUGCCCUCGACGCCGCAAGACUUUCACCUUCCAUCCUUCUCUCCUCCCUCUUCGCCUCCCCCUCCCCAUUGCACGACUCGCUCCUCCCCGCCAUCCCCUUCAGCUCUUCCCGAUCCUUCCCUUUUCUCCUUCCUCAAGGUCUUACCAUCCCCUUCCGAACCCAUUGACUUCACUCUUCCUCCUCUUUCCAACACCUCUGCCAAUGCUGCCCUUCACCAUCAUUACGAACCUCAAACCAUUCAUGAGGCUCGUACCGGCCCUGAUGCUGCCGAAUGGAUCAAGGCUGCUGAUGCGGAACUCGCUGCCCUGCACGCUAAUGACACCUACAGCAUUACUCAAAAGCAGGAGAGACAACCCCUCCGGUGUGCUUUUGAGUCGACUCAAAAGCAGGAGAGACAACCCCUCCGGUGUGCUUUUGAGUCGACUCAAAAGCAGGAGAGACAACCCCUCCGGUGUGCUUUUGAGUCGACUCAAAAGCAGGAGAGACAACCCCUCCGGUGUGCUUUUGAGUCGACUCAAAAGCAGGAGAGACAACCCCUCCGGUGUGCUUUUGAGUCGACUCAAAAGCAGGAGAGACAACCCCUCCGGUGUGCUUUUGAGUCGACUCAAAAGCAGGAGAGAGAACCCCUCCGGUGUGCUUUUGAGUCGACUCAAAAGCAGGAGAGACAACCCCUCCGGUGUGCCUGA
Molecule: messenger RNA, 11733 nt
Organism: Closterium sp. NIES-65
Lineage: Eukaryota; Viridiplantae; Streptophyta; Zygnematophyceae; Desmidiales; Closteriaceae
Source: the annotation of a GenBank genome assembly